AGACCUGAUUGAGCAGGGAUUUGUUGUAGGUCCUUCCUUCACCACUAGGGAUGUUCAAGUGUCGCAAGAGGGGAACCGAUGGAUCUUGAAGAACAAAUCAGACGAUGUUCUCGGUUGCCUAGUGCGUCAACAGCAGGGAGGGAGAAUGGUGAAGACUGCCCUACCACCACUCGGACCAGGGGAAAGUUUUGAACUUCAAGCUAAGCAAGGCCAUGGGGUGCCUGAAGUCGAUUCUGCCCCCUUCGAAAAAUAUCAAGCCGGCUCCAAGAUCUAUUUCGAUGUCUCGGAGAAAAGAUGGUUCAUCAAGAAUAUCGAUCCCAACAAAACCUUUUUUGAAGUCCACUUGUUCAACAUGCCCAGUACAUUGGAUAGAGUUAUACAAUCCGUUAUAUAUUCGGGGUUCAUCAAGCCUGGUACCGAAUGGCCCAUACCACUUCAUGACUCUAACCUAGGCCCGUAUGAUCACAAACUACUGUAUAUCAGAUCCACAAUGGAUGGGGCACCUCCCAAUUAUCACUCGGCAAGGGUUGAGGUUCAGAGGGAUUAG
This is a messenger RNA of Puccinia graminis f. sp. tritici CRL 75-36-700-3, 547 nucleotides long. RefSeq lists its product as uncharacterized. Lineage: Eukaryota; Fungi; Basidiomycota; Pucciniomycetes; Pucciniales; Pucciniaceae. The transcript is spliced from 2 exons. Bases 146 to 547 code for a protein of 133 amino acids. The record is from RefSeq and is a predicted model, not a curated record.